This is a messenger RNA of Anastrepha obliqua, 1221 nucleotides long. RefSeq names its product putative gustatory receptor 39b. The transcript has 3 exons. Gene Ontology annotation, cellular component: membrane; neuronal cell body; dendrite. The record is from RefSeq and is a predicted model, not a curated record. Gene Ontology annotation, biological process: sensory perception of taste. The coding region runs from base 1 to 1221 and encodes 406 amino acids. Lineage: Eukaryota; Metazoa; Arthropoda; Insecta; Diptera; Tephritidae.
AUGGAGAAUCAGCUGCGUGCAUGGUUGCGUUAUUGCAUAUUUUUCGGCGUUUACCUCAACGCGUCCAAUGAAAGCGCAAAUCAAUCAACACCACCACCACCAUCCACACUUGAAGCGCCGCGCAUACAAAGAAAUAACCAAGCUUGGCUUAAAAAUACAAAAACAUAUUCUUGCAAUUUUUUUCUCCAACGAUUUCAUGUGUGCUUUUUGCUUAGCACUCUUUGUGGGCUCUACAUACAUGGGCUGUACUGGCGUGAUUAUAUACCGGAACUUAUGCUAACCUGGAUAGCGGCCACAAUGAUUUUCACUUCGCAAGUGGGCACGAAUUUCUUCAUUAUAAUGGAAGCCGUGUGCAAGAGGUCCCAACAUGAAGCCUUCCUCGUGCUGCUGGACGAGAUUGAAGUGGCUUUGAAGUUACGCCUGCGGCAGGAUGUGCAACCGAUUGCGUUAGCUAAGAAUGUGCGUACGUCUUUGCUAUACCUCGUAACAUUGUCACUCCUUGCGCUCGGUAUCUUCAUAGUAACUUCGAUGUGGUUGAAUUACAUUGGUUACUUUUGGCAUGGGCUCUGGUCCAUAUUAACAAUGCGUGUGCGCAUUAUACAACUCGUGAUUUAUGUGCGUACUCUGCGCCACUAUCUGGAAUGUCUGUGCGUGAAAUUGCGUCAGAUUGUGGCCUAUCGUAUGGCGCCAGAGCAGCGUCUGUUGGAUAUCGACUAUGAGAAACUGGAAUCACUUGAAUAUCUGCUGGCCAUCAAGGAGAUCUAUGCGCUACUUCACAAAGCAUUUCAAUUAUUGAAUAAUUUUGCCGGUUGGUCGCUAUUUAGUAUUACGGUGUGCUAUUUAUUUGAUUUCACAUGCAAUAUGUAUUGGACACUGUUGAGUUUGGAUGGGUAUGCAAGGCGGCGGUAUUAUUACAUUGCAGGACCGGCCUCGAUGAUACCGCUCAUCGUCAUUGUGGGGCAUUUGUGUUAUUUGUGCGAUAAUUGCAAAAAGUUGGGUCACACUGUUGCACAUUUAUUAUGCAAAAUAAUGGUAACUAAUUCUACAAAGUCGCUCAAUUCUUAUCGUCUGGUUUUAUAUCAGUUCUCUUCACAAUUACCACUACAAUGCAUUGAAGUAACAGCUCAACAUUUCUACGCUCUGGAAAUGCAUUUACUGGUGACGAUGUUCACGGCGGUGACUAUGAACUUGGUGAUACUCAUACAGUUUCUGACGUCUUAA